Messenger RNA from Fragaria vesca subsp. vesca, 633 nucleotides. RefSeq names its product putative ribonuclease H protein At1g65750-like. Lineage: Eukaryota; Viridiplantae; Streptophyta; Magnoliopsida; Rosales; Rosaceae. The record is from RefSeq and is a predicted model, not a curated record. The coding region runs from base 1 to 633 and encodes 210 amino acids. The transcript has a single exon.
AUGGGGCAUAUGCGAGCUUCCAGUUUUCUCGCCUCAGGUUGCAUGAAUAAUUCAAUCUCGGAGCUUUGUGUUUUAAAGUGCUUUGAUGUUCCUUGUAAGCUAAGACGAGCUCCUCGAAUUAUAGAAGUGAAUUGGAUUCCUCCUCUUUUUGACUGCAUCAAGAUUAAUACUGACGGGGCUUUCAAUUAUGACUCAGGCAAGGCUGGUUUUGGGGGAGUUUUCCGAAAUUUCAAGGGUGAGUUUAUUGGUGCUUUUGCUUGUAAUUUGCACAUCCCUUGUUCGGUGGACGCAGAGGUUAUGGUUGUUAUUAAGGCUAUUGAAUUAGCUUGGAUUCGGGAAUGGAAGCAUAUUUGGCUUGAGGUUGAUUUCGCCAUUGUUCUUAACUUCAUCCAUUCCCCUCAUCUUGUUCCAUGGAGAUUUCGUGUUGUUUGGGAUAAUUGCAUGUAUCGUGUCUCACAAAUGCAAUUUCGGUGUUCUCAUAUAUUCAGAGAAGGGAAUCAGGUAGCAUAUGCACUAGCAAACUUCGGUUUAUCUUCUUCAGGCUUGGUUUAUUGGGACUCAAUCCCCCAAUUCUUUAUGAAUCUAUACCUUCAGGAUCAACUCGGUUUACCUCAUUUUCGCUUUCUUCACUGA